Molecule: messenger RNA, 399 nt
Organism: Fomitiporia mediterranea MF3/22
Lineage: Eukaryota; Fungi; Basidiomycota; Agaricomycetes; Hymenochaetales; Hymenochaetaceae
Exons: 4
Coding region: 1-399 (132 amino acids)
Biological process (GO): proton motive force-driven ATP synthesis
Source: RefSeq, a predicted model, not a curated record
AUGUCCGCCAUCCUUAGAGGCACCUCUCGUAUCGCUCGCCUCGGCCAGACGCAAUGCCGUUGCUUCGCUAGUUCGUCUGUUGCGCGUAAAGAUAUCGUUCAAGAGCUCUACCUCUCCGAACUAAGGUCUUACAAACCUCCUCCAGCGGCAAAAGAUGCACAUGUGGGUGUUGUAAAACCAUUCACACCGGUCACACCUCCAAAGGCCCCUUCCCCGCCGACGGACCUCGCCUCCGAACUCGCAGCGUACGACGCGCAGGAACCUUCCCUCUCUUCGGUUUCUUCCACUUCGUCUGGUGCAGCAGCAUCGUCGGAAAUUCCUGAUGAGAGUGGUGCAGGUGCAAAGGAGUUCUUGUCAUUCCUAGAGGCGGAUUUGCCGAAGCCGGAAGCGCAUCAUUGA